CCCUGUAUCGAAUUUUCUCUCCCCAAAAUUACCCAAUCAUCUCUCUACAUAUACAUAUAUAUAUUUGUGUGUAUGUUCCUCUGGCAUAAACGUCUUGGUUUUACUCUCUAACCCCUUUAAAACCCUUUAAUCGCAAAACCCUCUAAAUCUGAAGACUCAAAUCCACAACACAAAGGGUUUAUUUUUGUAAAGAAUUAGGUUUAUGCGUUAGAGGGAGAAACUAAGAAGUGUCAUAAACUUCUGAUUCGAUGGAGGCCGCGUCCGGUGUUGCCGCCGCCGCCGCACGCGGCGUUUCUUUGCCGAUGCCUUCCCGCAAAGAGUGGCGUGCUGUCUCCGAACAUUCGGCUCGGAACGCUGGUAACGAGGAGUUGGAGCGUUCAAAUUUAGGGCAAUCUGAUGAGAGAACCAUAUAUGAGGUGCAGCAGGGAGGAGAGCCGGUCGAUGUGGACUUCUGUUCGAUUAAUAUCAACGGAACUUUAGAUGAUGAUAUGCUGCAGCAGCGCCUUCACAGUGUGGCGAGUCAACGGGAGGAACUGCAACAGAUGGAGAUUGAGCUCCAUGCUCAGCUUAUUGCGAGAUCAGAUAUCAUGGAGAUGCAGAAUAGCUUUGACUUGCAGCUUAAAGAGCAUGCGAAUGCCAAUAUUAAGCUUCAGGAGCAAAUGCAUGAAAGGGAACAUACUUUACAUGAGUUGGAAAGGAAGAUGGAAGAGACAGAAAGAGAACUACAUGCUAUCAAAUUAGACAAUGAAGCGGCAUGGGCUAAGGAAGAUCUCCUGAGAGAACAAAACAAAGAACUGGCAACCUUCCGGAGGGAGCGUGAUAAUUCUGAAGCUGAAAGAGGCCAACAUCUCAAGCAGAUUCACGAUCUUCAAGAACAUAUUCAAGAAAAAGAGAGGCAGUUCAUGGAGUUGCAGGAACAGCAUAGGACUGCCCAGGAAACCAUUCUUUUGAAAGAUGAACAGUUAACGGAGGCUCAAGCUUGGAUUAGGCGUGUUCAGGAAAUGGAUGCCUUCCAGUCGACUACAAAUCACUCGUUACAUGCUGAACUGCGAGAACGUACAGAACAAUAUAACCAGCUCUGGCUUGGUUGUCAGAGACAGUUUGCUGAGAUGGAGAGGGUUUAUAUGCAUACAAUACAACAGCUCCAGCUUGAACUGGCCAAUGUAAAAGAAAGGGGUGGUAAUUAUUCUGAUGAUUCAAGUGGAGCCAAUUCGAAGGAAGUUUCUCAAUUUGGGCAGAAUAAUGGAAGCCAACCGGAUGGGAAUGGAAGUGGCACACCAAGUGAAAAUUCAGGGGUCUUUCCAAAUGGGAACUCUGAAAAUGUUUCAUCUUUUGUUUCAGCUGGCAAUGCAUCAACCCAGGCUGACCAUGUUCCUGGGGUUCCAAUUGCUCCUUCGUCCCUACUUGGGAUGCCGCCUACCUACCUUCCACCUGGUCAGAUGACUGCUCUGCAUCCAUUGGUUAUGCAUCAACAGGGGGUUUCCCACUCUGUACCGUCACACGUUAGUCAAUCUCAUAUUGGCCAUUUUCACACAGUACCAGUCAUUUCAUCCCAUCAAAAUUGGCAGAAUGAACAGACUGUAUCAGAAGGUUCGCAGAUGCCAACUCACAACCAAUAUCCUACACCUCAAAUUGAACAGAACUUGUUGAGAUCAGAUACUAAUUAUGACUGUGAAGUGUCCGCAAAUGGGCAAGUUCUUCAUCCAGACUAUUUGGGUGUCCAUGUCGGUCAAGGUGUGGAGCCUGAGUCUGUGAUCCCAUCAUCUGCUGAGGAAGGACAGGUUCUUGAGACGAUGGAUAAAAGCUAUCUAGUAGACUCCCAACCUCAACAGAUCUUGCAACAUCUUUCUUCCCAAUUUCAUGAUGCUUUAAGAUUAGACCCUCUUGCACAGAGUAGUGAGACCAAGGAGAAGAACGUUAUCACUUCGACUAAUAAUGGAUUAGAAGGCCAAGGCUCAACUACAGAACAAGCAAGUUCAGUUGCCAAUGCAUUAUCAAUUGAAACUCCCAACAAUCCUGUCAAUUUCAUUAAAACCACAGUAAAAAAUCCCAGCAAUGCAGUUUUGCCUGACGUGCUUGUCUCAUCUGGGCAGCAAGAUAUGCAUUCUGUGGGAAGGACUCCAGAGACUCCUCUUCUCGAUGAAAGAUCAUUGUUGGCUUGCAUUGUUCGUACAAUCCCACCUGGACCUGGUGGACGAAUUAGGAUUAGUACAACGCUUCCAAAUAGGCUUGGCAAAAUGAUUACACCUCUGCGUUGGCAUGAUUACAAAAAAAAGUAUGGAAAGCUUGAUGACUUAGUGGCAGGUCAUCCUGAAUUAUUUCUAGUUGAAGGGGACUAUAUACAGCUUCGAGAAGGUGCACAAGAAAUUAUAGCUGCUACUGCAGCUGUUGCUAGAGUUGCUGCGGCAACUGCUGGAUCGUCUUCUUAUUCGCCACUAUUGCCAUCCGUUGCUGUUACUCCCAUGGCACCAUCUCACCGACUGAAGAGGACCCCAUCUAUUGAUUCCAACCCUGUGAAGGCUGAGAAGACCAUACCUGCAAAUGCUUCACACCUUUCGGCAAUGCAGAGUCAGCAUCCUAAUGGUGUUUGCUACAAUAUCGCUGGAGGUAUCUCACAUGUAAAAAUUUUGAGCAAACCUAAAGAUCCUCUGGAACUGAAUGGACCUGAAACUAGGUCUGGCCAAUCGUCCGGACUAAUGACAGUAGGAAAUGGGGCAACUCCAGAUAGGUCAAGUUUGGUUGGCUCUCAAAGCAAGGGAUCAACUCAUGGGAGGUCCAGCGUGAAUUUUGUUGAGAAACAGCAUGGCAGGACAACUGGGGUCGCAUUGACUUCUAGAAGAUAGAGAAUUUGGAUUCUGUUAAUCUUUUGAUCAAAAGAGUGUCGGAUCAAGCAUACUGGGGAUGAUGACAGGUUUAAGGGAAAUUUGGUCUCUCAAGUUGGAAUCUCCUGUAUUCUUUUGCUCUUUAUAGAAUUGUCUGAUUCGAACCCUUCAGUCCAUUUAUUUUGUUCCGAUUCUUGUUUGAAAAAGUUUCUGUGAAUGUUCUCGCAUACUUGGCACUGUACAUCUAACGUUCUGCAGUGAUAUUUGUGUGCACAGUUGCAUUCUUGCAGUCUGAUGGCCAACUUUUUUUUUCC
This is a messenger RNA of Cornus florida, 3136 nucleotides long. RefSeq lists its product as uncharacterized. The record is from RefSeq and is a predicted model, not a curated record. The transcript is spliced from 17 exons. Lineage: Eukaryota; Viridiplantae; Streptophyta; Magnoliopsida; Cornales; Cornaceae. Bases 249 to 2843 code for a protein of 864 amino acids.